Molecule: messenger RNA, 2024 nt
Organism: Protobothrops mucrosquamatus (brown spotted pit viper)
Lineage: Eukaryota; Metazoa; Chordata; Lepidosauria; Squamata; Viperidae
Gene: GAS2L3
Product: growth arrest specific 2 like 3
Exons: 8
Coding region: 57-2024 (655 amino acids)
Biological process (GO): actin crosslink formation
Cellular component (GO): actin filament
Molecular function (GO): actin filament binding; cytoskeletal adaptor activity; microtubule binding
Source: RefSeq, a predicted model, not a curated record
AUGUUUUACUAUAUGACCAAUGGAUAUCUGUCCGACAUGAGGCAACUCUGAUUCCUAUGCAAGAAGAUCUGGCUAUCUGGCUAUCUGGCUUGUUGGGUAUUGAACUUAAAGCAGAGCAUUUAUUGGAAGAACUUGAUAAUGGGGUACUCCUGUGCAUUUUGAUUGGAGUCAUUCAAAACAUAGUUAAAAGCUCUUGUAACUCAAAUGAUUUAAAAAAUUUCCCUUUGAGAAAAGUCCCCUGUAAAAAAGAUGCUCCUUCAGGAUCUUUCUUUGCCAGAGAUAAUACAGCGAACUUUCUGAAUUGGUGUAGAUGCAUUGGAGUGGAUGAGACUUAUCUUUUUGAAUCUGAAGGCUUAGUGCUGCAUAAAGACCGAAGACAAGUGUACCUUUGCUUGCUGGAAAUUGGUCGCAUUGCAUCAAGACAUGGAGUUGAACCACCAGUAUUAGUAAAGCUAGAGAAAGAAAUUGAAUUGGAAGAAACUUUGUUGAUGUCUUCUGAUAGUGUAACCCCGAUAGUUUCCUACAAAUCAUGUUGCCAGCAUGGAGAAUUACAUGAAGCAGUUAAGCAUAUUGCUGAAGAUCCUCCUUGUAGCUGCUCUCAUAGAUUUUCAAUUGAGUAUUUGUCUGAAGGACGCUAUAGAUUGGGAGACAAAAUACUGUUCAUUCGAAUGUUACAUGGCAAACAUGUAAUGGUACGUGUUGGUGGAGGCUGGGAUACUCUUCAAGGUUUUCUUCUCAAGUAUGAUCCUUGCCGAAUGCUUCAGUUUGCAACGUUGGAACAAAAGAUUUUGUCAUUUCAAAAAGGUGCCUCUGGUGAUACAGUUUCUGAUUCAUCUGCUAGACCUCCACAGCCUCCACUCAUGAAUCCCAUAUCUGCCAUUGAUGCAUAUCAUAAACAGAGUUCAAAGCCACCUACUGUGGCUUCAAAAAAUCCUCGUGUAGGUAAUAGGAAACAGGCAGGAUGUAAGCUGUCCCAACCAACAGUUCUUUCUUCUUCAGAAGCAGUAAAGCAUUCCUCAUCUACAGACCAGUUGACACAAAGCCACCCCAAAUUAAAAGAUUCUUUAGCGAAUAACAUUCAGUCAUUUUCCAAAUCAUCAAAACCGGUUUCAAAAAAGCUAGCUCCACCUUCUCAAAACCUUACAUCUGUUUCAAAAUACAGACAAACUAUAAAUAAGUGCUCAUCAUCAGCUCAGGGGAGAACUGCUUCAACACCAUCAGCAUCUCUUCAGAAAUGUACUGUAUCAUCUAUCAAGCCUGCAUGUUCCCCAAAUUCUCCAGCUGUACAACAUCCUGCUCUAGGUUGUUCAACCAAUAAACUUUCAAAGUUGGCUACAAGGGUAGGCUCUCUAGAACAUCAUUCUCCUAAUAGUGCAGCUGGGCUCAGAAAUGUAGACAAAUGUACACCUCUUUCAAAAACCUCAGCAAAAUCUGUAAAAAUAAUGAACAGAAACUUAAAUGUGUCUAAGCCGUCUUGUCCUCAAACAUCUUCUACAAUGCCUACAAAAAUAAUUUCCCAAAAUAACAGUCAAACAUUACCCACACAGUUUUAUUCACACAGAGGGAAAUUGGAAAGUAAGCAAACCAAACAGAAAACUGGUCUUGGCCCCAAACAGCUGAGUUCUAAUUCCUCUCUUACAAAUGAUAAAGCAGCUGAGCAGACAUCUACAGUAGAUGUAAAGAGUAAAAAUUUAUUUUCACCUGUUAAUAAUUCUUCAGCCAAGAAGAGACCAGUUCAAAAUAGCAGGAUGAAAACACAGGUAACAACUGAUGUAACAACACAUUCUGAUCGUAUGCCAUUAUCUAUUGUGCGUUUUCCUCAAACAUCAACCAUAAAUGGGACAAAGAAAAAGACAUUAAAAGCUAACAUCAAAAGUCAGACACAGGUCAAAGUCUCCCAAAAGAAUGAUAAAGACGUUGAUUCAACCAUUAAGGAUCCUAUUAGGUUAAAGGAUUCCACAGUAAAGUCAAAACAGGAUGAUAAUUACUUUGUUGUGACUGGGAAUAAGAAACUCAGAAAGUAA